This is a messenger RNA of Fragaria vesca subsp. vesca, 1401 nucleotides long. Its product is annotated as rhomboid protein 1, mitochondrial-like. The coding region runs from base 505 to 1110 and encodes 201 amino acids. Gene Ontology annotation, molecular function: serine-type endopeptidase activity. The transcript is spliced from 8 exons. The record is from RefSeq and is a predicted model, not a curated record. Gene Ontology annotation, cellular component: membrane. Lineage: Eukaryota; Viridiplantae; Streptophyta; Magnoliopsida; Rosales; Rosaceae.
AACACAAGAAAGGAAGAAACUUUCCCCCAAAACCCAUCAAAGAGCUCCUUGAUUCCAAACCUCCAAAAAUGCAGAGGCUUCUUUCUGUGAAAUUAGCCUCAAAACCUCACCAAAAACCUCUCAACCACCACCUCCACCACCACCACCACCACCACAAGCUCUUCCUUUUUCCACUUCCAACCUCACAAAACCUUCUCUUUCACCAAACCACCCCAAACCCAGUCCCAAAAUCACUUCUUUAGCUCCUUCCCCACACACCCACUUCCCCAUCAGCACAAUCUCACUCACAAAAUUCAUGGCUUUCUCUCCAACCCAAUAAUCAGGAGGCACUUUUUGCUGGGUUCCGCAAAUACCCUUUUGAGGGUAUCAAGCAAGAGACUUUCGGAUUGCAGGCUUGCCUUUCUCCAACGCAAAUUUCCCAGACAGAGUUUUGACUUGAACCCAAGUCGCAUUUCUAAUCAGAGUGCCUGGAGAUCAUGGUUGGGAAGGUUAUCAAGCAGUGACAUGGUUUUGGGAUUGGUUAUAGCUAAUGUUGCUGUUUUUCUUUUAUGGAAGAUAGCAGACCCUGUAUUCAUGUACAAGAAUUUUACUCUCUCAGUAUACAAUGUUACAAGUGGGCGUCUUCACACAUUGAUAACUUCUGCAUUUAGUCACAUUGAUGUUGGGCAUAUCAUUUCUAACAUGAUUGGACUGUAUUUUUUUGGGAUCAAUAUUGGAAGAACAUUCGGGCCUGAGUUUUUGCUAAAGUUGUAUCUAGCUGGAGCUAUUGGUGGCUCAGUCUUUUACUUGGUGCACCAUGCCUUCCUGGCUGCAUCAUCAAAGAACCGACCAUUUGGGAUGAUGGAUGCUUCUAAGACUCCAGCUUUGGGGGCAAGCGGUGCCGUUAAUGCUAUCAUGUUGCUUGAUAUAUUUCUUCACCCCACAGCUACUCUUUACUUAGAGUUUAUCAUACCAGUUCCUGCCAUGCUGCUGGGGAUCUUUCUAAUUGGAAAGGAUAUCUUAAGGAUAAUGGAGGGAAACAGUCAGAUUUCAGGAGCUGCACACUUGGGCGGUGCGGCAGUAGCAGCCAUAGCCUGGGCAAGACUUCGAAAGGGGCGUCGUUUAUUCUAGACGAGUCUGCAGAUUACUUAGGUAGCAUUUUGUAGAUGUCAUGUGUAGGAAACUGAGAUGUUCCAGCAUGUUAGCUAUUAGUCAGUGCCUUCGAGUAGGUUUUCCUUCUCGAGUUAUAUUACCGAUUCAUUCAAUGACACAAACUUCUUCCAAGACUUGUUCAACUUUUCCUAAUGUCAUAUUCAGACGGUUAGGAAUAGCUGAGCUCUAUUUAGUGUGGAAAGUGUUGCUUAUUUCUUCUGUUUAAAGCAUUUCAUGCCUGUGAAAAGAGCAACUCUGGACCUUCAGCCA